Messenger RNA from Cottoperca gobio, 1615 nucleotides. Its product is annotated as urotensin-2 receptor. The coding region runs from base 514 to 1596 and encodes 360 amino acids. Gene Ontology annotation, molecular function: urotensin II receptor activity. Lineage: Eukaryota; Metazoa; Chordata; Actinopteri; Perciformes; Bovichtidae. The transcript has a single exon. Gene Ontology annotation, biological process: regulation of blood pressure; neuropeptide signaling pathway; blood vessel diameter maintenance. The record is from RefSeq and is a predicted model, not a curated record. Gene Ontology annotation, cellular component: plasma membrane.
AUUUAAACAUAACAUUUCAGAAAACUUUUAAAACAAAAGAUAAUUGUGUUGAUGUGAGUCAUGAAGUGGAGGACUUUCAUACUGAUGUCUGUUAGUUAAAUGUCUUUCCCUAUCCACCUGCAGGGUCUCUCUUAAUGGAUGCAGUGAAAGUGACUCUGCUUCAUGUUCCUGCAGCGCGUGUACAACCAGUGCUUACCAAACUUUUUAUUUAUUUUUCAUAUUUACAAUUCUCUGUCUCCACGGGCAAAUUUCUUACGGCUGAAGCACGUUGACAGUUUUCACCCAAGAAUAUCAUUCAACAUUUUUUUAUAUGAAAUCUUCAGAGUGAGUGUUACAGCAGUGACGUCAGGAGCAAAGAGCAGCCGGCUGUGAGCGCGAGAGAGGAUCAGCAAGACGCAACCUGUGCCGGUGCGCAUCUUUUCCAAAACUUCUCCGGCACAGACCAAGAGCGCAGGAGCGAAACACCAAAAAAAAAAAAAAAACAAGCAGGAGAGGAGAUCACCACAGAGAGCCAUGAAUAACAACAAGUCUGUGGAUUUAAACACGAGUCCGCCGCAGGUCUCCGGGACUGUGGAUCAUGAACUGGUUAUCACUUCUACUUUCGGGACGCUGCUCUCCGUCGUCUACAUCAUCGGAGUGUCGGGGAACGUGUACACCCUGGUGGUGAUGUGCCACUCGAUCCGCUUCGCCACUUCUAUGUACAUUUCCAUCAUCAACCUGGCGCUGGCGGACCUGCUCUACCUCUCCACCAUCCCCUUCGUGGUGUCCACCUACUUCCUGAAGGACUGGUACUUCGGGGACGUGGGCUGCCGCAUCCUGCUCAGCCUGGACCUCCUCACCAUGCACGCCAGCAUAUUCACCCUCACCGUCAUGUGCACGGAGCGCUACCUGUCCGUCACCAAGCCGCUGGACACGGUGAGGCGCUCCAAGAGUUACCGCAAAGCUCUGGCGUGGGGCGUGUGGCUGCUGUCUCUGCUGCUCUCAGUGCCCAUGAUGGUGAUGGUCUCGCAGACCACCCAGAGCACGCCGGACGGGGGUGUGAAGAGGAUGUGCGCGCCAACCUGGGCGCCCCUGGCUUAUAAAGUGUACGUGACGGUGCUGUUUGGCACCAGCAUCAUGGCACCGGGGCUCAUCAUCGGAUAUCUGUACGUCAAGUUAGCCCGGACUUAUUUAGAGUCCCAGCGCAACCCUGUGAUCAGCAGAGGAGCGAAGCGCUCCCCGAAGCAGAAAGUGCUGAUCAUGAUCUUCACCAUCGUGCUGGUGUUCUGGGCGUGUUUCCUGCCCUUCUGGAUCUGGCAGCUGCUGUCUCUGUACCUCACCAACCUGAACCUGAACCUGGCCUCGCAGACUCACACCAGCAUCAACUACCUGGUGACGAGCCUGACUUACAGCAACAGCUGCAUUAACCCUUUCCUCUACACGCUGCUCACCAAGAACUACAGAGAGUACCUGAAGAACCGGCACCGGAGCUUCUACAGGUACACGUCCUCCUUCAAGCAGCGGCCGCCCAGCCUCUACUCGUGGGGGAAGUCUGCGUCUUCCAGCUACCAGUUUGAGUUCAACUCGGAGACGCUGGUCAUGGGGACGCUGAGGUGACAUGUGCACCACGUGGACG